GUAAUUAUUAAUAAACUACAUUUUGGAAAAUUAUAUUAAAAAAAUAUAUUAUAUUUCUUUGGAAAAAAACGAAUUCUAACGAAUGGGAGCUAUGUUUUAGUAGGUACAUGAAAAUUGAACACUGCCAAAAAUAUGUACUCCAAGCCCGCGAAAUGUCAGCAGACAAGUAAACACAAAUGACACGACUGAUUGAAGGUUGUAAAUUUGCUUAUUCUUAACAGCAAAAAAAAAAUGAGAUGGAAAAUCUAUAUGUCUUAAAAUGUAGGACAUUAAGUGGGUUGCGGUUGUGUGCUUACAGGUAAAACAACAAACUCAAAUGAGCGAUAUUCAAAACUAUAACAAAAUCACAGGAGAAAGUUCCGUCAAUGAACACCAGCAAGAUGGCGGAGACGAAGAUUCAGACGUUAACGUGCCAAAAGAGGUUCCUGGAGGAUCUUUGCACUCGAUUUUGGUGGAAGAACCGGCACCAUCGGACGACAGCUCAAGUUAUAGCAUGACCCUUAGUGAAUUUGAAGAAGAUCGAUGGUACAACCCGUCUUCAUUGGCUGAUGACGUAACCGAACUAGAGAAUAUUCAAAGAUUAAUUAAAUAUAUAAGAGUAGGCAACCAAACUGCCACGACGAUUGCUCUGGCAGCCUUGGCGGACUAUGAUCUUCGUAAUGAAUCUACUCAGAGCAUUGUGAUCAACGCUGGUGGUACAGAACUUUUGAUCAACCUAUUAGAAACUGAUCACAAUGAAUGCCGACACGGCGCCUUGGCAAUACUGCAUGAAAUGUCGUUUAUGUUGGGCACGAGAAGGAAUCUAACGAAUUUGGGCGCAAUACCCAUUUUGGUGAAACUAUUGUCGGAAAGAUCAAUCGAUAUGCAAACUCUCGCGGCCCAGACGUUAGCUAAUGUUGCGACGAUAAGAAAAGGUCGGAAGUUCAUUCGAAAAGCCGGCGGUAUAGAGUUAAUGGUAAAUUACAUGGACGUACCUCAGCAAAUUUUGAAAACCGAAAACGAUCUGCUCCAGCCCGCGCAACAGAAAUCGCUGAGUUUGCUGUGUAAAUGUUCACAAGCUCUUUGGUACAUGUCAAAGUCGGAUAAAAAUAAAGACGUGAUGAGACGUUCCGGCAUUAUACCGGUAAUGGCAAAAUUGUUGACUUCGUCGCACGAAGACGCGGUCGGCUCCAUUAUGGGAAUUAUCGUUAAUUGUGCCACACAAUGCAUUUUCCGAACGGCCAUCAAAGAACAAGGCAUGCUGGUAGAUAUUUUAAAACUUCUAAAGAGUCCCGACUUGACGAUGUUGAAAAAUGCUGCUGAAAUUACAUUCAACUGUGCCGAAGAUCCCGAAAGUCGGAAAAUGAUUAAAGAACAAGGUGGCUUAAACUCGUUAGUGAACAUCGUUAAAAUCGAGUCACAUAGGUCAGACAUAAAAUUAAUGGAAGCUGCUACUGGUGCUAUAUGGAAAUGCUUAAUGAACUCAGAUAACGUGAAACGGUUGGAAGAUAUUAACGGCAUCCACGUUUUAGUAAAAUUACUGGAUUCGGAGAGCGACGAAGUUAUAGCCAACACGGUAGCGUCGAUGGCGGAAUGCACGAAAAUUGUAAGAAAUAAAAUUGCAUUGAAAACCGCCGACGGAUUAGUGCCCAUAAUUAAGUUAUUGCAAGAUUCCAGCCACGAACGGAUCUUAAUAAAUGUUUGCAGAGUAAUUGACAAUUGUGCCACCGAACCACAAUGUAUUGAACAAGUGAUGAACAAUGACGGCAUACGUUUAGUGUGGUCCAUGAUGAAGUUCGAUUCCACUCGAGUUCAAUCCACGGCUGGGCAUACGCUGGUCACUCUACUUAAGAACACUAAAGAUUCUGGCGACAUCAUGCGUUCUUUAGUGACUGGGUUGGUUAUGUUGGUCGAUUUACUGAAAUCACUGGAUACCAAGGUGUUGGCUGCGGCAUGUGCCGUCAUUGGAAUUUUAGCAAAGGAACCCGAGAACUUAGCAAUUCUUACCGACUACGAUAUUGUACCACGACUUUCCAGCUUGGUGCAUACGGACAAUAUGGAACUCCAGGCUCACUUGUCUCGAGCUAUAGGUUCGUGUUGUCUGUUGAACCGCAACUGUCAUACGUUUGGAAAAUUUGAUGUCGUAUUGCCCAUUUCCAAGUAUAUACACUCAGAUUCUAACAUUGUCAAAGAAAAUGUUACUUUUGCAUUAUAUGGCCUAUCUGGAGAUGCAGCAAAUUGUGUAACUAUGGAAUUAUGCGGAGUGGUUCCGUUUUUAAUGGAAACAAUUUCGUCAAGGGAUCCGGAUGUACAAGAAGCUUCUGCAGGGUGUUUAGCAAAUAUUAGGAAAAUCGCAUUAAACACCCGAAGACUAAAAUAUUACUAAUAAAGCUAUUAGUUAAUUUAAUAAUGACAAGAAAAUGUGAUAUAACAUAAAUUAUAAUAUUAUUGUUAUAUUGAAUUAUUUUUAAAUUUUAUCUAAACGUUACUAAUUUGUUUUUAAAUAUUUUACU
Adelges cooleyi (spruce gall adelgid) is the source of this 2492-nucleotide messenger RNA. It is a transcript of the gene gudu, whose product is annotated as armadillo repeat-containing protein gudu. The record is from RefSeq and is a predicted model, not a curated record. The transcript is spliced from 14 exons. Bases 317 to 2365 code for a protein of 682 amino acids. Gene Ontology annotation, molecular function: protein binding. Lineage: Eukaryota; Metazoa; Arthropoda; Insecta; Hemiptera; Adelgidae.